AUGCCCAACGGCAAGGUGGAACCCGACUGGAAGACCGGGGCGGACGGCGAGGCUGAGAUCCAGUGCUGCGUCGGGUUCGGCGCUGGCAUCGCCAAGGACUUCCGCCGCCGUCGGCCCCUCUACGGCGACGACUGGAGCCGAGGUACCGGCGUUGGACUGAAAAUCUUCGCGCCCGCCACCUACAUCUUCUUCGCGUCCGUGCUACCCGCGCUCACGUUCGGCGAGCAGUUCCGCGAAGAGACUCAGGAGCUCUUCUCCAUCCCGCACAUCCUCUGCGCCACCGCGAUCGCGGGCGUCCUCCAGUCCAUCUUCGGCGGUCAGCCCCUCCUGAUCGUUGGCGUCGCCGAGCCUAUCGUGCUGGUGUAUUACUACAUGUUCAAGUACGCGGACGGGCAGAGCGACCUGGGCCCCGAGCUCUUCAGGCCCUUUUGCACCUGGGUCCUCAUCUUCACCGCGCUCAUGCACUUCGUCCUCGCCUUUGCCAACGCGUCCGAGUACAUCAACGCGUUCACCCGCUUCUCCGGCGAGACCUUCGGAACCCUCAUCGCGCUCCUCUUCCUCCAGGCCGCGGUGAAGGGGCUGAAGGACGAGUUCAAGGAGCCCCACGACGCGCCCGUCGCGUACAGGAUGGUCAACGGCAUCUGGUCGGUGUUCCUCGCCACGGCGCUGGUCCUCCUGGCCAUCUUCCUGAUGGGCGCCAGGAAGUGGCACGUGGGCAGGCCGUGGCUCAGGGCGCUCAUCGCGGAUUACGGCGCCUUCGUCGCCGUCAUCAUCAUCACCUGCGUCUCCUACGCGGUCGAGGCUCCCGACGGCCACCUGGGGGACGUGCCCGCGGGCCAGGUGGCCGUCGCGCUGAUUCCCGCGCUGAUCAUCACCGUGCUCUUCUUCUUCGACCACAACGUCAGCGCGCAGCUCGCUCAGGUUGACGACUUCAACCUGGAGAAGCCCCCCGCGUACCACUACGACUUUUUGCUCCAGGGUCUCAACACCCUUCUGCUCGGCCUCCUCGGUCUUCCACCGACGAACGGCGUGCUGCCCCAGGCGCCGAUGCACACGCGCUCUCUCAUGGGCGUCGGGCAGGACCGGAGCAAGCCCGGCGCCGCGGACAUCGUGCUGGAGCAGCGGAUGUCGAACCUGAUCCAGUCGAUGCUCGUGGGAAUCUGCCUCUUCAUCUCGCCCGUCAUCAAGCUCAUGCCCCGCGCGGUUCUCUGGGGAUACUUCGUGUUCAUGGCCAUCGAAUCCUUCCCGGGUAACCAGUUCAUCCACCGCCUCACCCUCUUCGUCAUGGACAUCCAGUCCCUGCGCCGGGGCGAGUCGCAGCCCGCGUACGUCGACCUCGUGCCCAUGCGCGACACCCAGAAGUUCACCGUGAUCCAGCUCACCGCCCUGGGCGCCGUGUACGGGGUGACGUGGGCGGGGGUGUACGGCAUCGCGUUCCCGCUCCUCAUCAUGGCCCUCGUCCCGCUGAGGCAGCACCUCAUCGUCAAGUGGUUCCCCGCGGCGAGCUUGAGGCACCUCGACACCGCGGAGGACGUCGAGGAGAUCAUCGAGGAGGACGGUCCGAACGUGGACCACAAGUUGGACAAGUUCUCCGGCGGCGGCGUCCUCGACGGCGCGGGCGCGUUCGUGCAGAAGAAGCACGAGGCGCCCGUGGAGGAGCUCAUGAACAGGAAGUAG
Molecule: messenger RNA, 1677 nt
Organism: Micromonas commoda
Lineage: Eukaryota; Viridiplantae; Chlorophyta; Mamiellophyceae; Mamiellales; Mamiellaceae
Product: anion exchanger family
Exons: 2
Coding region: 1-1677 (558 amino acids)
Biological process (GO): monoatomic anion transport; transmembrane transport; monoatomic ion homeostasis
Cellular component (GO): plasma membrane
Molecular function (GO): solute:inorganic anion antiporter activity
Source: RefSeq, a predicted model, not a curated record